CAUUCCGAACCUUUGGUACAGGACGCAGAGACGGCAGGCUACCGCGUGGUUCCACCACCCUCACCAGACACCACACAUGACCUUUUCUCACCAUCUCCAAGCCACGCAAGGCAGUUCUUUGGUCCUGCCGGCAGUCCUGUUGGCAGCGGCUGCGGCAGCGAUGAUUGCCUCUCGUCGAACGCACCUCUUUCUCGUGUACUCAUGGUGGUGGCGACCCUAGUCAACUGUGUUACUCCACCUUACCUUGCAGGUCUACCGCCCCCUUUGGAGGAGGACGAUGACGAAAUUGAGCAGGUGAUGGCAUUCGCCUCAGUUAAGGGGCGUCGCUCGGCUUCCGGGGGCGGUCUCAGUGAGACUGGCGGGCGUCCAUUCCGGGGUCGGAGUCUAUUCCCUGGUCCUGGCCUUAUCCCCCCACUCUCCGCUUGGCGAGAGAAUGCUCGCUUUCUUUCUUCGCAGCCCUCUGCUCUACGUUUCGCCUUCCUCUGCGCUUACGCACGUCAUUCCGCUCUUCGUCAACUCGGUCUUCAGUUGGUCAGUGGGCUGCGAUAUCCCCUCGUCUCCACCACUUCUACCUCUGUCGCACCCGCCUCUGUACGAGUGCCACGCCCACUACAUCUGAAUACCUUCACUGGCAUUGAGCUGGUCACCUUGCGCUUCCUCGUUCGCUGUCUCUUCCAGUCCGCCGAUCGGUGCGAUCUCCUCGCCGGUAAGCCUUCUCUCCUGCACGCCACCGGGUUGCGUCCCGUGUGGGCCAAUCACAGUCACCUUGCGCAGCUAUUGGCUACAGCUGUUCCUGUUUGUAUGUGGGUGUGUGUGGAGCGAUCAGCUGUCCUUUCGCGUGACACGCGUCGUCAGAUGGCACAACAUACACACACACACACACACGUAGGCAAUGAAUGGAUUCCUGGCAUUGACGAUACAUUAUAUCUUGGGUCGGAUGCUCAGCGGAGGUUCUGCAGGGGACGAGAGUAUGCAGAAAAGGAUGGUGGGAUGUUAACCAUGAAGAUAUGGACGAAACUGAGUUCCAUCCCAUAA
Molecule: messenger RNA, 1035 nt
Organism: Hydatigera taeniaeformis
Lineage: Eukaryota; Metazoa; Platyhelminthes; Cestoda; Cyclophyllidea; Taeniidae
Source: the annotation of a GenBank genome assembly